Messenger RNA from Argentina anserina (silverweed cinquefoil), 2545 nucleotides. Its product is annotated as transcription factor EGL1. The record is from RefSeq and is a predicted model, not a curated record. Lineage: Eukaryota; Viridiplantae; Streptophyta; Magnoliopsida; Rosales; Rosaceae. Gene Ontology annotation, molecular function: protein dimerization activity. The transcript is spliced from 8 exons. Bases 299 to 2188 code for a protein of 629 amino acids.
UCAGCUGGCCAUUUACCAAAGCCAUCUUAGUUUGCUUUAUAAAUCCCAGAUUAAAAGUCCAAAGCUUUAGUCUUGAGUCCCUCUCUGCUUCUCUUUCUGGGCAGCUUUCACUGAAACCCACAAAGGUGGUGUUUGAGUUGUGUUGUUUUGUUGUCAGUGCUUGCUUAGUUAGGCAGUUGAUCUUCUGAAACCAAAACCCAUCUGCCUGAAACUGGAAAGAUUCCAACUUUGAUGUUCUUGGCUGAUGAGCUUGGUGGUUUUUUAGUUUUGAGAGUUUGAGUUGUAGGUUUAGUGAGAGAUGGCCUAUGGGAAUCAAAUCCAGAGGGUGCCUGAGAAUCUGAGGAAACAGUUUGCUGUUGCUGUGAGGAGUAUUAAGUGGAGCUAUGCAAUUUUCUGGUCAUUGUCAACAACUCAACAAGGGGUGCUGGAAUGGGGUGAAGGGUACUACAAUGGAGACAUCAAAACUAGGAAGACGGUGGAAGGAAUAGAACCAAAAGCUGAUAAAAUAGGUUUGCAGAGGAAUGAGCAACUCAGAGAGUUGUAUAAGGCACUCUUGGAAGGUGAGUCGACGGGACAAGAAGCAAAGGUGCCUUCUGCUGCAUUGUCUCCAGAGGAUCUCACAGAUGCGGAGUGGUAUUACUUGCUUUGCAUGUCAUUCGUGUUCAAUAUUGGCGAAGGUCUGCCAGGAAGAGCAUUAGCAAACGGGAAAAGCAUUUGGCUAUGCAAUGCUCAAUAUGCGGAUAGCAAAGUAUUUUCUCGUUCUUUGCUAGCAAAGAGUGCUUCUAUCCAGACUGUGGUCUGCUUUCCCUAUCUUGGUGGUGUCAUUGAGCUUGGUGUUACGGAGCUGGUACCAGAGGACCCUAGUCUCCUUCAACACAUCAAAGCUUCCUUACUCAAUUUCUCAAAGCCAGAUUGCUCUGAGAAAUCUUCCUCUGCACCUCACAAAGCAGAUGAUGAUUCAGACCAAAUUCUUGCCAACAUUGUAGGCCAUGAAAUAGUUGAUACAUUGGGUUUGGAGAACCUGUAUUCCCCUUCCCAAGAACUCAAAUUUGAUCAGAGUGGAAUUAAUGGGUUACACGGACAUGAUGAAGAGUUCAGCAUUGGGUCUGGUGAUGAAUGUUCAAAGGGAUGUGAGCACAAUCAUCAAACUGAAGACUCCUCCAUGCUUGAAGCUGUCAACGGUGGGGCUUCUCAGGUUCAGAGUUGGCAUUUCAUGGAUGAUGAUUUCAGCAAUGGAUUUCAAGAUUCCAUGAAUUCUAGUGACUGUAUAUCAGAAGCUUUUGUGGGAAAGGCUCAUUCUUCUACUAGACCUGAGAAUACGAAUCAUAGUCAUUUUAAAGAACUUCAGAACUUCAAUGAUACAAUGUUCAUCUCUUUGGAUCUUGGAUCAGCUGAUGAACAUUUACACUACAAAAGAACUGUUCGUGCUAUUUUGGGGAGCUCAAUGCAGAUAAUAGAAAACCCCUAUUUUUGCACUGGAGAUGGAAAAUCUAAUUUUGUGCAAUGGAGGAAAGGAGGUAUUUACAGUUGUAGGCCAAAAGCUCAGCAGAAGUUGUUAAAAAAGAUUUUGUUUACAGUUCCAGGGAUGGUGAGUGGUAGCUCUCCUAGUUCCCGAAAAGUUACUACUACAGACUCCAAACCAGAAAGUGAUGAUGUGCAUGAAAAAAUAAGAGAGAAUGAAAAGCUGUUGGUCCUGAGGUCAAUGGUUCCUUCUAUGACUGAGAUUGACAAGGCAUCUAUCCUCGAUGACACAAUAUAUUACUUGAAAGAGCUUGAGGCAAGAGCCGAAGAGAUGGAAUCUUGCAUGGACACUGUGGAGGCAAUAGCUAGAAGGAAAAUCCUAGAAAGAGUAGAGAAGGCAUCCGAUAACAAUGACAAAACAAAGAGUGGCAAUGCUAAAAAGCCUUUGAUAAACAAGCGCAAGGCUUGCGACGUUGAUGAAACUAAUCCAGAACUCAAUAGGUUUGGCUCCAAAGAAAGCUUGCCGCUCGAUGUGAAAGUCUGUGUAAAAGACCAGGAGGUUCUGAUAGAGAUGAAAUGCCCUUAUAGGGAAUACAUCUUGCUUGAUAUAAUGGAUGCUGUUAACAGUCUAUACUUAGAUGCUCACUCAGUCCAAUCAUCCACUCUCAAUGAUGUUCUCACAUUGAGCCUUAAAUCAAAGGUUAGAAGUUCCGAGUCUUCUGGCUGAUCUUUCAAUGGUUACUAGUAUGCAUUGUAAUUGCUUUUGUUUCGAGGAUCAGCAAUUGCACCAGUGGGGAUGAUAAAACAAGCGCUUUGGAAAGUUGCUGGUAAGUGCUGAGAUGCCAGAAAAUAAACUUGUACUUGUAGGUUCUUAGCCUUCGAAUAAUCUAGCUUCGUGGAAUUAAAGAUGUAGUAGUAAUAGCAGCACUUUGAUCUGCUUCUUAGCUUGCAUUCCUCUCCUCUGUUUAAGCUUUUUCACUAGAUAACAAUCUUCACUAGUGACUUCGUUGAUCUGAUGGAGAAAUGGAUCGUCCCGUGUAAUUUGUAGAUCAAGUAAUUGUCUCUUUACAGUGAGAUUACAAGU